Schistosoma turkestanicum is the source of this 4740-nucleotide messenger RNA. The record is from the annotation of a GenBank genome assembly. Lineage: Eukaryota; Metazoa; Platyhelminthes; Trematoda; Strigeidida; Schistosomatidae.
AUUAUUGUCAGCGUUACACUGACAUAAUAAUAAUUAUUAUAAUCUUUAGGCCUAUUUAAUUUCCAAUUCUGAUAUACAUAUUCCUACAGAAAAAUGGAAUCCACAGAAGUGAUCCAUUGUUCAGAGAAUCCAAUUGUACAAGAAAAUAAUAUCACGACAAUUACAACAACAACAACAACGUUUACAACCUCAACAACCAAUGCAACUAUUCCUGCAGAUAAUCAAACAAAUGACAUUCAUGAUGACAAUUCAAGUGAAGCAUUCAUCAAGUCAUCUAAUGAACCAAAUGUUCAUUCACAUGAAAUGAUUCAUUUGGAAUCAAAGAGACAUAAUAAUAAUGAAGUAUCGGAUUAUUUACAAAAUCAUGACAAAACAAAUGAGAUUGUAAACAAUGAAACAAUGAAUCCUCACAGUGAUACAAUAAAUUCUGAAAUGAAACUUGAUGCGUCUACAGAGAAUACUCAUGUAAAUGACCGGAGUAACAAUGAAACUCACGUGGAAACAACUGGACAACAAUGUUUAAAACUUAACAAUUUGGCGGAAAAAAUUCCAAAUGAUCACACAGAAGAAGCAAAUUCUUGUGGUCCAGUUCAAUUAGAAUUAUCUGUGACGGAAAAAUCACCGGAUUUAUCGAUCCAUGAGGUGACCAGUAAUAAUUCGUCAAUCAGUCAAUCCGCUGGACAUCAUGUUACAUCAGAAGAAGAGGAGCAGUCGCCUGUAAAUCAUGCCAAUGAGGAUGAUGAUACUCAUAAUGCGAAGCAUCCAUAUCGACCUCCACCGCCAAAACUAGACCAUACCAAACAUACAUCAGCAUCUCUUUCAAACAGUGGAGGUGAGAACGAGGAUGUAAUGAAAAUAGGUGAUAAGCAGAAUGGCAAAUCACAGGUAGCUGCUACUAGUAAUACUGAUCAUAAUCAUGAUACUGAUCAUCAUGAAACUAAUCCAAAGACUUCCUCUGUACAACAACAACAACAACAACCUGAGAAAAUGGAUGACGAUCAUGAAUCACAGCAUUCUCAUCAUAAACAUUCAACAAUCAAAUCAAAUAUAAAGCAUGCUUUUAGUAAUCUAAGGAAAAGUUUUAAACGCAAAGAUAAACCAUCAUCAUCAUCAUCAGUAUCAGUUAAACGUGUAGUUGAUCAGCCUGAAAAUAAUGUGGAUCGUUAUCAGUACACUAGUCAACAAUCUAUGAAAACACAGACACAGCACAAUUAUAAUGAUAGAAAUAUUGAUCAAAGAAAUAAACAGCCAACUUCUCCUGUUCAUCACCAUGAUCAAUAUUAUCGAGAUUCUGAUGUAGUACGCGAUGAUCAAUCACAAAUAUCGAAUGCACAAUCGUUGAAUAUUUCAAGUACUGAUUCAUUGCAACAUUUUAAUAAACCAGAAGAGAUUGAUUUGGUAUACACCACUGAGAUUAUUGCACCGCCAGCAAUUCCAACAAAAAUGUCAUCGGAUCCAAAUAGUCAUAUCUAUGUGAAUCAUUCAAUUAAACCGAAUAGACCACCGACUAUAUUUAAAAAAGACAGUGAUGCAAAGGAGUUCGCAGCUGCAGCCAUUGUCGACAAUAUGGUAUCCCACCAAGAAACUUAUUGGAAAGAUGAGUUGAAUCAUCAUAAUCUAACCAGUCAACCAUCAGAUAUGAAUUAUCGACAGUAUUAUGUGACAAAAAGUGAACAUUCAACACCGAAACUAUCUACCAGAUCACAAAGUUGCUCAGCUAAUAAUCAUCAUGGACAGAAGCCUUAUCUAACACCAGAUUUACGUUAUACUCAUCAUCAGUUAACAUUGCCAAAACCUAAAAGACCAACUGAUCCACCGCUGUUAUCCCCAUUGGAUCAUCAUCAUCAUCAAGAACAGGAUAAAUUCGUUGCAAAGACUAAUAUCAGUGCUCGCCGAUUAGAUUUAGUGAAUUCAAUUAAUCCGAACAAUAAAUUUUUCGAUUACGAUCAUCAUGAACAUUCGAACGAUUCGGUUGGAUAUUAUAACACAGAGCCUUUAUCAAUGCAAUAUCAACCACAUCAUUCGUAUACAAUGCGAUCGGACAGAAGAAUUCUAUCACCUGUCAGUUUGGAUAGAAGUUAUCCACAAGAAUAUGAGCAAUAUUAUGUAUCACCUGAAGUACGACGAGUACAAACAAUGAGAUAUUCAGAUUACCCGAUUAGACCACAUGUUUAUCAACCGACACAUCAAGCGGCAACUUUGUCAUAUAAUGAAUUUGAUCAUUACGAUAAUGGUACAUUGAAACCACGUAAACCAAAAAUAAUUGCUGAACGAUAUAAAUGCAGUGAAGUAUAUCAAUGGCCACCGAAAUUCCCCAAAUUGAAACGACGCAAAACUAAUCCACCAAAACAAAUUCACACAGCACAAGAUCAUAUUGUGAUUAAACAACAAUUGAAAACUACCGCUGGAAAUAAUUAUUCACCUGUCAAUCAACAAACAGAAUCGAAAGCGGAACAAAUCCAUUGUAUAAAGGUGAACAAUCAAUACCACUCGCCGAAACCCACCAGAGAAUUAAGUGUUUCGCCGGAAAGACAAGUUACAAGUCUACAUUCAUUACAAAGAUCGACUUUACUUGAGAAAUCUAACCGAACAUCGGGCACAGAGUCACGUGAUCAACUUUUUAUAGCAGAUUAUAAACUAACACCAAACAAUCAGGUUGGAUCUAUGAAACCUGGUGCUUUAGCUUUACCAUAUUUUGCGAAAAUAACAGAAAAUAAACGAUUUUCCAAAUUCCAUCAAAACACUAGUAACAAUACUCAUGACAAUGACAAUAAUAUCGCUGUAUCUGCUGAAGUGAUGCGUUCAGAUUCGUCAAAAUCGUCAACUGUACUAAAAGAUGCCCUGAAAACGAUGCAUCCAUUACUUCAAAAUGUACAGGGGGACGAUGUCCUCCCAUCAGCUGGAGAUAGUGAUGAUAGUAAACAUUCAAAAUUAUUGAUUACUUGUCUAUCGGAAUAUUUAUUCACUUGUAUGAAACUACGUUCAUUAGAUUUACAAGGUGAAUAUGCUACAUUUGUAUUUCCAUUGAAAAAUUUCGAUGAAAAAUCAUGGAAUCAUUAUGGAAUAAUUGAUAAUUGGAAUGAUCUGUCGGUUGUUUGUGCACCGAAUACAAAUUAUGAAUAUGUUGUGCUGAAUAUCACCAAUGAAUCUGGACACACUAUUAAAUUUCCUACAAAAACCACUGAUAAACUAUUAACCAGUUGGUUAGAUAAUCAAACUACCAAAACACCUUCAUCGGAUAAUCCUCGUCAUUCAUUAGAGAAUAAGAAUAAUAAAGAGAAAAUAUCCAAUAACAAGUUACUUCAUUCAAUUAGUCUGGCGGUCACAUUGAAAACUCUAUUAAAUGUAUUUGAGAAACAUGACGAGAAACAACCUGACAAUGAGCAGUCUCAAUGUGAAGAUUUAUUUUUAACAUGUAUUAAACUGAGUAUCCUAUUAAGUUUAAGUGAAUGUUUAGAUAAGCAUCAAACAGCACAAUUUGAUUUGAAUCCAGAAAAUAUUUUACUAAUCUUAUCACCAUCAAAUUGUUUAACAAUUUUUAAAAGUUUAGAAAAAAUUCCAAAUUCUCCGAAAAAUGAAAAACCAACUAAUAAUAUUGAUAAUGAUAAAUUGGAAUUGAAAGAGAAUAAUUUACAUUCACUAUUGAACAGUUUACAUAUUGAACAUGAUUCAAUACAUGAAAGUUUAAAUGAUUUAUUGAAACAUUUGCAUGAAAUUAUUCAGCAUCGAUUGAAAUUUCCAGAUAUGAUAACAUCUUUAUUGAAAUCGGUUGCACCGCCAGAUUGGAUUACAAUUUGUGUAGCUAGAAUAUGUUUGUAUAAUCAAACAAAUUGAUAGAAAUGCAAAUUAUGAUUUUCUUUUUUUGUGUGUCUCAUCGCUAUCAUCAUCAUCCUCAUCAUCAGUCAGUCAUUAAUAUAUUAUUGUUAUUCUUAUGAACUUUCAUUUAUAUACAUCAUAUUUCUCUUAUAUACACUACCUUUCUAUUAUACAAUCUAAAGAAAUAUGAUCCGAUCUUCAUUCAUAAACAAUGAAUCAGAAGAAGCCAAAUAAAUGAGAUUGUUUUUCUGUUAUUUCGUUGACAAAAACCAAAUGUUUUAUGAAUUUUUACACCUCAGGUUAUUAUCUACCAUUAUUAUUACUACUACUCACACUACCACUACUACUAAUAACACUACUAUCACUCCAUAUACUACUACUACUACUACUACUAAUACUAAUACUAUUACUGAGGAUGAUGAUAUUGAUGAUCGGGUCAACUGAAUUGAACUAGUGUUUUGCAUGUUUAAAAUUGCGCGUGUUGCUUUUCGUUCUGUGAUCAAAAUCACUGUUCUACUGUUUAUAUAUUAUCAAUUUACCAGUUAUUUAUACACAGUGUUGAACAGUUUUAAAAAAAAAAAUUUUUUUUUGUUAACUUUCGAGAGACAUUUGUUGACUUGAACAAAUUACCAUUUAUUAUUGAUCAUUUAUUGGAUGAGAACAAUUUUAGUAUUGAAAUCAAAAUAGCUGUUAAUUAUUAUUAUUAUUAUUAUUAUUAUUAUUAUCUUUACAAACUAUAAUAUUAAAUCUAUUUAUUUUCUUUUCCAGCAACAUUAAUGCUAUAUAGCUUUUAUGCUUGUCAAAAGGUAUAUAUAUAUAUAUAUACUACAUAUAUAUAUAUAUAUACUACUUAUUAUUCAUAAGCUUAUUUUCGAAUGCAGCUUAAUGCAAUACCACAGGUUAUAAUAAUAAUAAUAAUAAUAA